AUGGAAUCGCUGUUCAGGAAUGCGAUGAAGAAACCUGGCGUAUUCAAGUGCUUGGAGCUCCGGGCACCAUCUACGCGGGUGAGCAGUUCCUUCUCCGGUUUACAUUCCCGGCCAGAUAUCCUUUGGAGAGCCCGGAGGUCGUCUUCGAGGGCCCAUCUCCAGAGCACCCGCACAUCUACUCCAAUGGGCACAUUUGCCUGUCAAUACUCUACGAUGCUUGGAGCCCGGCCUUGA
Symbiodinium natans is the source of this 234-nucleotide messenger RNA. NCBI's taxonomy places the organism in Eukaryota, Dinophyceae, Suessiales, Symbiodiniaceae. The record is from the annotation of a GenBank genome assembly.